Dryobates pubescens (Downy woodpecker) is the source of this 1875-nucleotide messenger RNA. RefSeq names its product gamma-aminobutyric acid type A receptor subunit alpha3 (gene GABRA3). The transcript is spliced from 11 exons. Gene Ontology annotation, molecular function: transmitter-gated monoatomic ion channel activity involved in regulation of postsynaptic membrane potential; benzodiazepine receptor activity; GABA-A receptor activity. The record is from RefSeq and is a predicted model, not a curated record. Gene Ontology annotation, cellular component: postsynapse; synapse; GABA-A receptor complex. NCBI's taxonomy places the organism in Eukaryota, Metazoa, Chordata, Aves, Piciformes, Picidae. Gene Ontology annotation, biological process: nervous system process; regulation of postsynaptic membrane potential; synaptic transmission, GABAergic. The coding region runs from base 315 to 1724 and encodes 469 amino acids.
GCGGCCGUAGGAUCGCGCAGGCGGCGGCUGGCAGCCCGGGCGCGGAGGGCUCGGGGGUGCGGAGCGCUGCGGAGCGGGCUCCGGCCGGGCCCCGCUGGGGCAGCCGGCGCGACGAACAGAUGUUCAGCCUCUUAGUUUGUGCUUCAUCAACAAAUACAUGAAUUUCCAAGACUGGGUCCCUUCUCAGCUGGAGGGUGGCAGGAGCCAGAGGAGCCAUCCUGAUCCAGGGCCUGUCUCACCAGAGGUGUAGGUGUGCCCGUGCCAGCCUCCGCAGGUUUUGGAGGCUUGCUUGCCAGUCGCCGCGUGCUGACGCCAUGGCGCUGAGGCUCCCAGGAACGAGGUCGCUCGCUCUCGUUAGCCUAGUCCUGGCUUUGGCUCUCCCUGCUGAUGCUGGGCUUUCUCAGAAGCAUGUCUCAGACGUUGUUGAUGACAGCAAAGACAACAUCACCAUUUUCACCCGCAUCCUGGACAGGCUGCUGGAUGGAUAUGACAACCGCCUGAGACCUGGACUCGGAGACAGCGUAACUGAAGUCAAGACAGACAUCUACGUGACAAGCUUUGGCCCGGUCUCGGACACAGAUAUGGAAUACACUAUUGAUGUCUUUUUCCGGCAGUCCUGGAGAGAUGAAAGGCUGAAGUUUGAUGGGCCCAUGAAAAUACUUCCCCUGAACAACCUGCUGGCCAGCAAGAUCUGGACUCCUGAUACCUUCUUCCACAACGGGAAGAAAUCUGUCGCCCAUAACAUGACAACGCCCAACAAGCUGCUGCGCCUGGUAGACAACGGCACCCUCCUGUACACCAUGAGGCUAACCAUUCAUGCAGAGUGCCCCAUGCACCUGGAGGACUUCCCAAUGGAUGUGCAUGCUUGCCCACUGAAAUUUGGGAGCUAUGCCUACACAAAGACAGAGGUGAUCUACACCUGGACGUUGGGGAAGGAUAAAUCAGUGGAAGUAGCAAAGGGAGGAUCUCGCCUGAACCAGUAUGACCUUCUGGGCCAUGUUGUUGGGACAGAGAUGGUUCGAUCCAGCACAGGGGAGUAUGUUGUCAUGACCACACACUUCCACCUGAAGAGGAAGAUUGGGUACUUUGUGAUACAGACCUACCUGCCCUGCAUUAUGACGGUCAUCCUGUCCCAGGUCUCAUUCUGGCUAAACAGGGAAUCUGUCCCUGCCCGAACGGUUUUUGGUGUCACCACUGUCCUCACCAUGACCACACUAAGCAUCAGCGCAAGAAACUCCUUACCUAAAGUGGCGUACGCGACGGCCAUGGACUGGUUCAUAGCCGUCUGUUACGCCUUUGUGUUUUCUGCGCUGAUCGAAUUCGCCACUGUCAACUACUUCACCAAGCGCAGCUGGGCUUGGGAUGGCAAGAAGGUGCUGGAGGCCCAAGAGAUGAAGAAAAAAGAGCCGGUGGCACUAGCGAAGAAAACCAACAACACCUACAACAUCGUUGGCACCACCUACGCCCUCAACAUCGCCAAGGACCCUGGCCUGCCCACCAUCGCCAAGAGCGCCGCCGCCGCCGCCGCCGCCAACGCGCCCCCGAAGAUGCCCCGCAUGGAGGAGAAGCUCCCAGAGAGCAAGAAGACCUACAACAGCGUCAGCAAGGUAGACAAGAUGUCCCGCAUCGUCUUCCCCGUCCUCUUCGCCAUUUUCAACCUCGUCUACUGGGCCACGUACGUAAACCGGGAGUCAGCUAUCAAGGGAAUGAUCCCCAAACAAUAAACCCGGGCACACAAACCUUCCAUCAGAGAGCACCCUCCAGGCAGCAGUUCUCCAGGGCUUUCUUCUUUCCUGUUUCCUUUAAUUUGUACAGUUAGUUUGGUAUUAUUAUUAUUAUUACUAUUAUUACCAUUAUUAUUACUGUUGCCAUUAU